CGGUGACGAAUGUACGUUCAAAGGGGCGUCGCGCUUCGGCGCGGACGCCAAUUACACUGUUACGCUCUAUAUCAUAGGAGAAUAUAUAACUGUGUACAGUGCGUUUAAAUCAAUGUAUGCAGACGACAGUAGUAUAAGCUAACAUAUUUGGGAGAAUAAGUGGAAAGUAAGCAUGGAGACUGAUGUGGAGUUUUAUACUGAGGAUUGGGAUGAGCUAUCUGAGACACCUUUGAUGCAUCUAUCAUACAUCAUUCAGACACUUCUACCGAUUCGCCUAGUUGGUUGGAAGAAUGUAAAGCUCCAUUAUGAAAACCUGACCUCUCAUACACACGACUUAUCACUGCAAACACCGAUGGACACUUACGUAGUAACUGGAAGCAAUGCUGAAGGCUAUGCAAUACCAUAUUCUCUAACAAGAACGAAUCCACCAGUUGUUGAAAGGACAUCCGAUGUAGAUAUGCUUUGGGUUCCUCGAUAUUUAAACAUAUCAACGUCAAAGCUCCCAGAGCCUAAUGAUACCGGAUUCAAAGGAUAUCUAGAAUAUGAAGGAGUUCAACCAGGAUAUGCCCGAAUAUGCUUACCAACAGUGAAAGAGAAAGAUGAGGCAUUCAUUUACAAUGAUAACACAGGCACGUUUUAUCUUAGUAGUACAAUUAUGAUGGAGAAGGUUCAGUCUAUAAUACCUAAUGUUGGUUUGGAAAAACAUGAAAGAGCUUGGGUUCAAGGUCCUGCUUUCACUGUUGAGGAUGACCAAGUUUUAACGCACGACAGAUUGUACGAACCAAAUAUCGGGGCUUCUAGAGAUUUUGUCACGGCACUAGAAUGUUCACCUUGGCCAGAAAUAGCUAGCAGUUGGAAAAGUAGAGCAAGUAAAUCAAAAUGGUUGGAUCCACAGUUGGUAGACGCUAUUAUUGCAGAUGGGUGUCAUGUAGUAGCAGUACCUUCAAAGAAUUCAGCGAGACCUGAACUUGAAUGGAGGAUUUCAUUUUCUGCAUCUGAAGGUAGAAUAGCCCGUGAAGCUGUCACUGAUUAUCAAAGACAGUGUUACAUAUAUGUAAAGAUACUACGGAAACAGGUUAUAGGAAGUGCUUCUAUUCUCUCAUCAUACGUAUUCAAGUCCGUCUUUCUCUAUUGUUGUAUGAAACUUCCAAGUGAUUACUGGAAGACAUAUCCUGGCAACUGUGUACUCUACAUAUUAGAUGUCCUUUUAGAAUGUCUUGGGAGAAAGCACGUGCCAACAUUCUUUUUACCAGAAAAUAAUUUGAUUGGUCACAUGAGCGAUUCGGAAAUAGAUGUUGCUGUCGCGACAGUUGUUAGUAUGCGAUGUGAUCCUGUCAGUCCAAUUUUAGAUUACAUGGAUACAAGAGUAAUAGGGUACCAAAGCGUCAUUGCUACGUUCAGAGAAGUAUUGAAACCUUUGUUGGAUGACAUGAAAAUGUUCAAAAUUCACAGAGACAAAAAUAUCUCAGUUAUGAAAGGUAUAAUAGCAUCAGGUUACAAUAUUUGUCAUUACCUUCUCAAUGAAAACCCAAGUCAAGAGGAAGCUAAAACUACAAAACACCAGGAGGCAAUCAAUUGCUUAAUUGAUAUUUACAAAUCAUGGCUUGUCCCUAUGCGACUUGAUGCGACAUUGAUGCAGUUCAUUAAUUCGGCAGGUUUGAUGAUAAAGGAUCUGACUAUAACGUGUCGUUAUUUUGAAGCAGUCGUUAGUCUUUCGGCAGAAUAUCCUGAAUUUGCAUCAGCUCGUGGAAACCUUGCAUGCAUGCACCACUCUUUGGCUUAUACUGAGCCGGAAGGGUCAGUGUCAAGAUCAGAAUACUUGGAGAAAGCAGGGUAUAUAUUCAAACAGGUUUAUGAAGAAAACAAAAGUUGUAUCAUUGACUACGUUACAUAUCUUGUAAAAAUCCAUAUGUACCAAGAAGCUAAAAACAUUCUAGAAGAAUUUACUGCAAAUGUAGAAUCACAUACAGCUUCUGGAAUAGCUUAUAGUGAAAAGGAGAAAGACACUCUUGAAGAUCCACUACGAAAUCACGUACAAGUGCAUGGCAAAAUAAAAGCAGACGACAUUUCAUUUGCGUACUUCUAUAUUGUAAAGUGCCAUUCUUCCCUAAAAACAUGUGAUAAGGGCACUAUUCAGCCACUCAUUGAAAAGUUUGAAAAGCACUGCAAAACAAUGAAAACAAACCAGGCAGAAGUGUUACUCGGAUAUGCUAAAUCUAUGUUCGAGAUGGAAAGCGAUAUCAAGGCCUGUGAUUUGGAUAAGGAAUCAGGAGUAUCGACUUUGCAUUUGUCCUACAUUGUCCAACUAUUGCUCCCCGUGCGCCAUAUAGGCUGGAAGAAAGAAACUGAGUUUCACAAGCCAUUCAAGAUACAAGUUAUAAGUGGGAUUGAUCAUACGUGUAUACCAACAGGAAGUACAGCAGAAGGGUUGAAUAUUCCAAAGUGUAUCGUCAAUAAUUCGUCACUGUUUGAAGUAUUUUCCGACACUGAUUUACUCUGUGUUCCAAACAAUCUGAAGAUUUCGACAAAGGAAGUGGAUGACACGAAAUCGGAUUUUUCUGGUUACUUUGACGACCAUAAUGUUGCUCCUGGAUACACAAAAAUAUGCUUUACGAAAGAAUUAAAAGAAAAUUUCAAAGAUUUAUUGACAGUUGACAAUGUCAACGGAAAAUUUUAUCUAAAUAGAACAAAUUUCACGAAAGGAGCUUAUUCGAAGGCGAAGGUACAUUUAGAAUCAGCGAAAACAUCUAUGCAAGGACCUGCUCUUUCAAUUACUGAAGAAGAACUUGUUAAGUUCGAAACAAAGUUUGAUCCGCAUGUUGGUGUUUCACGUGAUAUUGUUUUAGCAUUACCGUGUGCACCAUGGCCAUCUAUUGCUGAAAAAUGGAGAGACAGGGUAGCUGAUUCAACUUGGUUGAAGCCAAGUUUGAUAGAGUCAAUAAUAGAAGAUGGAUGCCAUGUCGUAGGAACACCUUCAAAGAAUAGUCAGGACCCCGACCUCGAAUGGCGAAUAUCAUUCUCCGCAUCGGAAGGUAGAAUAGCUCGUGAGGCUGUGACUGAUCAUCAGCGACAAUGUUACAUUUACCUCAAAAUUUUACGUCAUCAGGUUAUGAAACCAGAACCCGUUUUGUCGUCUUAUGUUUUCAAGUCGGUGUUCUUUUACUCUUGUGAGAGAUUGCAAGUACAUCUUUGGAAAGAACAGCCCGGUAAUUGUAUCUUAUACAUGAUAGAUUUACUUCUUGAAUGCUUAAGGAAGAAGCAUGUCCCGACUUAUUUCGUACCAGAGAACAAUUUAAUAGGCCAUCUCUCUGAAACGGAACUAAAGAAAGCCGUAUUCCAAGUUGAGUUUCUUAGACACAGUCCCAUUUCUCCGGUACAUGACUUCACUGACAAGCGGUUGUUUUCAUUUCACAGUCAAAUAGUUCCGUUCAGGUCUAUGAUUUCACCACUUCUUGACGACAUGAAGGAGUUUGCACUUCACCGAGAUAGAAACCGGUCAAUAAAUGAAGGAUUUCUACUUUCAGCUGUCACGAUUUGUCAGUUAUAUCUGAUGGAGCAUAUGGAGGCGCAGUACAAAGAUUUUGAAUUGAAGAAACACCAAGAAGGCAUCAAAACGCUAAUUCAUUUCUUUGAACAAUGGUUAAAACCAUCUCAGAUUGCAGUACCUUCUAUGCUGUCAUUUAUUGCGUUUGAAAUGGAUGAUCGAGCAUUGUCUCGUGAUUUUUUUGAAACUGCCAUCAGUCUCGGAAAGGAAUAUCCUGAACUUCUAGAGCUAAGAGUGAAUUUGGCUUCAUUGUACCAUUCAAGCGCAUAUUCCUUCAAGACCAAAGAUACAAUAGAAAGAGACAAAUACUUGAGAAAAGCCGGUAAUCUAUUUGAAGAGUUAUACCAGGAAGGUGUACCAUGUGAAAUUGAUUUCGUUACGUACCUUGUGAAAGAAAAACAGUUUGGAAAGGGAAAACGUGUUCUUGAAGACUUCUUGGAAAUUGUUGCUAAUUCAUCAAAUAUUGUGUACAGUUACUCAAUAAAUGAAAUAGAUAUCAUUGAUGAUCACUUAAGGAAACAUGUGCAAGACAAUGGUACAGUAUAUGGUGACGCUAUAUCAUUCGCGUACUACUAUUUGGUGAAAUGUUGUCUUGCCGUUCCUGUUCAUGAUAAAGCUCAAAUCUCUUCAGCACUUUCCAAGUUGAAAGUUCAUUGUGAAAAUUGUAAAACUGAAUGUUCAUUUGAUUUUUACAGUGUGGCUAUGGAAAUGAGCCGGGACAGUGAGAACAUCGUCUCCAAUUAUUUCAAAUCUCCUGCCGUCGCUUUCAUGUUGAUGUCAAUCGGAGUUCCGGCUGUUUUCGCUCUGGUCAUUGGUGCAAUCAAACGUCACUAAACGAAAUUAAUCAUUUAGAAAGACAAA
Molecule: messenger RNA, 4405 nt
Organism: Ruditapes philippinarum (Manila clam)
Lineage: Eukaryota; Metazoa; Mollusca; Bivalvia; Venerida; Veneridae
Exons: 3
Coding region: 173-4378 (1401 amino acids)
Source: RefSeq, a predicted model, not a curated record